ACAACCCUCAUUACCGCUCGACGGCGCCGAUUAACACUGGUUUGGCUCGAAAAUUGACGACGGCCGUUUGAGAGCUUGUGCAGAGCCUCGACUCCAAGACGUCAUUUCCGACUAUCAACAAAAUGAGCCUCCGCCUCCAUCUAGCUCUCCCACGAAACUCGUUCACCCCAAGCUAGUUCUCUUCUCGAAUCAGUGGAAGCUCUGGUGAACUAUGCUGGUCCGUCUCCUCCGCCCGCAUCAUACGUCGGUAGCAGCGGAAGGGUAAACAGUGUACUGGGCCAGCUCAACGGUUCUUUGUGCAGGACAAAACUGCGAAUGGCAGCACUGUCUCCUGCCGGAAUUGCAUCUGCACGGAGCUGACAUCGAGAGGAGCUUCACCUAUCCUACCAGUCGGCGACGAGAUUUGCGCUGCGAAUGGCGUUCCAGGAUUGAGGGUUUAAAUGGCGCUCUUGAAUCCCUCCUUCAUCUUUGGACUGGUCGUCCUCUUAUAUUUGUCAUCGUUCAUACUCUUCGCCGUCCUACGAAUCCUCACGGGCAUUUCCAUUCAGCGCAUCGGCUACUUAUCUUUGAGAAGGCUUGCAUACACUCCAAAAGAUGGCAUAAAGAUAGAGAUCAGGGGCCUCGGCCUAAAUCUACACCGACCUACAUUUGCGCAACCAACAUGGCUCAGUAUCGUCCUGACGGAAUUAGCUGUAACGGUGGAUUUGAAGGCUGCCGAAGGAGAUAAGAAUGGCGAUCCCGGGGAGGCCAACGGCAUGGUCGAAGGCGCAGAUGGGCCCAAUUGCGAAUUCGAGCCGAAACGAAAACCAUUGUCACGAAAAGCCAGCUCCGGGCCACACAGGAGCAAGAGCUGGGAACGACUUACUGGUAUCAAGGACCGAAUAAAGCGCCUUCAUCGAAACAUCAACUGGAUUCGCAUGGUGGACGUGGUGGCCUCGAAUUCCUCACUGACGUUGGUUGACGUGGGGCAUAUUCAAGUUGGGAGCUUUACAAUGGCAGUGGAUACCCGACGCAAGAUGGUCGACCGAGGGAGGAUGUUUUCCCAUGUCAAGAAAGCCAAAAAGGAUCAGCGUCCAGCAGAGUGGAUGCUUACUAUGCGCAGCGUGCUCUUCACUCCAGAAGGCAGGGAUUCUUUGGAAGUUCUGGAUCAUGCAACACUCAACAUCCACGGCUUGUUAUACAAGGACCUCGACGGCCUUAGAGAUGCUGCUAUCUCGCUGAAGUUAGGCCGGGUCCAUAUACCGUAUGAUGACAUCAAUACUUGCAUCAAUCGGUACAAGGGGUGUCGAAAAUUGUACGCCCCGCCGGAGCCUGUGGGUGCAGACAUAUCUGUCCAGGACCUGCUCGAGGAACUCGACAGACCUGGCAGCCGAGAAGAGAACCUGGUGCGGACUGUCUCAGAUUCAAAAGAAUUUGUGAGCUCUAUCCUUCGUGGCAUCAAAGAGGUGCAGUUUGCCGUCAGUUUUGUUGGGUUUACCAAGAAAAUCAGCUCUGUUCAGCCCCACGGCUCACCACUCUACUUGAAUGCUUCCAUGAAAGAGGUUGGGGUAGAUUUGCACAGGCUGGAUCAGAAGUCUCCCGCGCAUCGAAUGUAUUUCUCUUCCAAGGACAUUGCACACCAAGCCUUAGUCGCAGCCCUAUCAAUUUCAAUCGGUGUUGAUGAAGGACGAGGCAAGACAGACAGGUUAAUGUAUAUUCCAAUGGCGACAACGACAGUCCGAACCACUCUCCCUUCGAAGACUGUUGAGUUCGGUGGGGACAAUAGUGCAGAUGAACGGAAUGCUAAUAUCCUCUUCGCUAAUAUGGUCAUCACUUCUCCGUCUGUUGACCUGGAUCCCAAGCAUCUACCUCUAUUGUUGGCUAUUCUCCAGCCUAAACCGAAGGCCAGGAGUGGGACGUUACCGCGGAGACACAUUCUCAUCUCUAGAUUACUACCCAAGGCCAAUGUCAAAUUCUCGAUGCAUGAACCCGUGAUACGGAUCGCACUUCCACCCGUCGAAAAGACGGCAGAAGAAGACGACUUCGACUUGAUCAUAUCCUCCAUCUCUUCGAUCUCUUUGGACAUUGAAUCUUCGCAUUCAGCUGUAGGAGAACUACAUUACAGCCUGGGUUCGACACUCAGGUUGCAGUCUCAUGACCUCUACUACCAAACAUCAUCGGGAGCUCAUUUUGACUUGCUUCAGACCGAGUCACUGGAACUGAAAGUCCAACUCAGUGCGAAUCCGGAAGUCUAUGUUGUAGCUACAGGCACUUUGCAGACUUUUUCAAUUCACAUGAUUCGACCAGAGAUCAGCGAUGGAGUUCGUCAGAUAGUUCGCCAACUGCGACUGAAUGUUGAGCCUGAGAAGAAAGCUCAUGCGGAAACCUCUCGUGACCCCAAUUUUGUUAGGGCAAUACCGGCUUGGUUGUUACAUUUUUCAAUACAGGGCUCUGACUUCAGCGCGGAAGUCGCUGGAGUUGAUGAAGACAUCUCUGAUGACACCCGAGGCGUAGCAUUACAAUUGCAGUCUUGGACAGCGGAAUACCGGGCUCAAAAAUCCGAAGCACUAGACCGAAGAGCCUCCCGAAGAAGAACGGGGAGUCGGUCUUUGACCCCAGAUCCAGAAACAUUCUUGAAAAUGCCACAAUCGCCGCGGAAGAAGCAUCAACAACUUCCUAGUGAUGGCCGCCGUUUAGCUGUUCACAUUCGAGGUCUGGAGGCAUUUGUGGUCGAGUCUACCGAAAAAUGGGAAGCAUCACCAUUUGUUGCCAUGCCACGCUUCGAAGUGGCAUUGUCUACAUCAAGUGACAACCAAGGGCCAAUCUUCCAUGUCAAUUCGCACGUAAGAACACUGCUUUUUCAAUACUCGCUCUAUCGACAUUACGCAGUUGGAGUUGCUACCACAGUAUUAAGGAAGGCCUUCGUUCGCACCAAAGCCGAUGUAUUGGAAGCGGAGCGGGCACGAGCAGCCGCGCGGGUCUUUGGUGGUGCUGACCACCUUUCCCCCUUGAGAUCUCCAGAAGAUCUGCAAUUGAAAGAUUCUGCGGUGUAUCCGUUUAACGCAAAAGAGUUCGUGACCGUGGACGUGCGGUCGACAUUGGUACAAGUGAAGGGUGACAUGCCAGCCGACCCCCCCAUGAUGCUACAGAUAUAUGGGAUGGAAGCCGGCCGACAUAGGUGGUCGGCCCCUUUCGUCCAUGCCAAGCUUGCUCGGUUGUAUGCUGAAGCCCCAAAAAUGAAGCGUGUUUGGGCAAGGAUCGUCAGUGUGAAAACUCUUCGAGUUGAUCUACGUGACAACAGACGGAAGCACAGCAAUGGCGAAUUGCACGACGAGCGGAUGAUCGACGUGAACACGGAGGCUAUAAGACUAGCUGUUCCUCAUCAACUUAUUCUUCACAAAGUCUUCGACAAUUUCAUGAACACGUUCAAAUCUGUCCAGCAGCUUCACCAUCGUUUCGUCACUGGAACAAACGAGUAUAUUCUCGAAAAAUUCCCAGAGGGCCCAAAACAUGUCCCCAAAAUCUCGCUGCGGAGCAGAGCAUUACUGUUUGAGCUCGAGGAUGGUGCAUUUGAAUGGAAAUUGGCCGCAAUAUACCGAGCUGGUCUGGUGGAGCAAGGACAGCGUAUUGCACGUGAGGCAGCAUUCAAAGUCAAAGCCAAGAAGAUUGAAGAGGAGGAGAGACAGAAGGAUUCCCUACGAUUCCGUGCCAAAUCGGCUCACCCACGUGGCCGUAGCACCAACAAGGAUAGCGCUCGACAGCGGAGCAAGAGUGAAAACAACACAUCCCGGGAUGGCCGAUCGAGGUCUCACCGCGGCCGCAAGUUGCGCUAUGAUCCAGAAGGCACAUGUGGAAUGAGUGGCUCUGCUAAGAUUUCGAUUGCAGAGGCCUACGAAAGGUUGCAACGCCACAACUCUCAAAGUUGGAAACAACGAAUCGACCGCAUUUCCAAUUCGGCAAAAAAUGGCAUGAAAGAGCUACGUGGUGUGUUCUGGGGACCUGAUGAGCUUCCUGACGAUAUGGAAGAAACGGAAGAAAUCCUAGAAGUGCCUCAACGGCCGGCCUUAAUGACAACGUUGAUCAGCGACCUUCACAUCACCAUCGAUAAACCUUCAUUUCACAUGAGCCAAUUACCGGAGUUCAUCCAUCGUGUUGGGAAAGGCAUGCCGUACGACAUGAAAUAUUCUCUGCUCGUUCCUCUGCAUGUUCAGAUAGACAUGGGAGAGGCGCGGGUCACUCUCCGAGACUAUCCAUUACCUCUCCUCCAUGUCCCAGCAACCAAACCUGGGCAGUCAGCAAGGUUGCCCGCAUGGUCACUCAAGACGGACUUUGUCAUUGCAGAGGAAUAUCGAGGUCCUGAAUCGACUCGCCACGUCAAAGUCAAUAUUAUCCCUCCAAAGAAUCGCGAGCCGGAGACUUCAAACGAGGGUGGAUUUGCUAUUGAUGUUCGAAGGACUGUUUCGCCAGUGAAGACAUACUCGGAUAUCACCGUGGAUAUCAAUACUGGUUACCCUACCAGAAUAACCUGGGGUGCUUCAUAUCAACCAGCAAUUCAGGACAUGAUGAUGGUGAUCGAAGGCUUCACCAAGCCUCAGGUCGAUCCAUCGGAUCGUACUGGAUUCUGGGACAAAAUACGGCUCAGUUUCCACUCUCGCGUUCAGGUUGCUUGGCGGGGCGAUGGCGAUGUCCACCUCAUGCUUAAGGGAACUCGCGAUCCGUAUAUGGUUACCGGAAACGGUGCGGGAUUCCUCAUGUGCUGGCGAAAUGACGUGAGGUGGAACAUAUGCCGAGAUGAAGAUCCCAAGAAGUUCAUGACAGUGGACAGCGGCGAAUACAUUCUUGCGAUUCCGGAUUACAGCCACCAAGCCCGUGGCACAACAAGGCACAACCGCGAUGAUGAUAGUGUUUCUAGUGCAGAUAGCUUCAAGCGGGGCGCAUCGUUCAAGAAGGUAGUUAUGAAACUCUCAGGAAAUGUUCAGUGGCUUGCAGGCUUGAUGUUUGAGAGAAAUCUGGAGCAGAAAGGACACCGGCGGUCCUUUGAGUUUGAGCCUCACUAUAACGUCGUCUUUAAAGAACCACAAUUCGCAAAGGCCCCACCUGGUCUUGAAUACGAUGCUUUCAGGGGCUUCCGAAGUCACCAUAUUCACAUGUCAAUAGCUGUGAAAGCUCCUGUGGACAGAGAAUGGGUUGUCACUAACACAGAGUCUUCCAAGAGCUACAACACGGUCCAUUUGACUCCUCGAUUCUUCACGCACUUUUUCGCUUGGUGGUCCAUGUUUAAUGGCACUAUGUCACUUCCCAUCCGCCAAGGGAGUUUAUGGCCUGGUCUCGAAAAGUCCAGCAAGAAGUUCGGCAGACAUAUUGCCACUGUCAAAUACAGCCUCCUACUAGCUCCCCUUUUCCUAAGCCACAUUUACAAGCACAAGGAUGCGGAGGACUACUCGGAAGACGUUGUUUCUGCUACUGGAAUCAAAAUGAGGCUCGAUAGUUUUAUGCUGGACGUGCAUCAGAGGCGCGAACAGUUCAACACACAAGACAAGGGACGAAAGACACAAGGCAAGACAACUGGUAUGAAAAUGCAUCAAGCCCAGCUCGACUUGAUAUCGGCAGAUAUCCGAGCGGUAGCAGCCAGCAUUGCAGGUACCACACCAGAAGAUCUUCGGAAAGCCUCCGCCCCUAGUCUUCUUGUUUCACAACAAGAAGAAGGUGCCACGGACUUAUCGCACUUUGAGAUACCAGACAACGAUUUCAGUUGGAUUGAUAUGGAUGAUUUCGUCGAACUAGACUGGAUCUUGCCUUCAGAAGCAAACCCCGACACAAAGAUAAUGCCGCUUGCCUACGCUCCACGCUUUACAUAUUUCCGGCAGACCGGCCAUGGUGACACAAUAUCCGGGGAUCCAGAUCGAACUAGCACGUUUGGCAACGAGCCAACGCAUUUCUGCAUUAUGAGCAAGGAUGACGAUCCUCGCCGUGUUCAAUGCCAGCUGAUUCAAAGCCGUUUGGACCAACUCCAACAACAAAUGGAUUCUCACACUCAAGCUCUCGGAGAUGCUGAGCUUAAACACAUCAAGGAUGAGAAUAACACCACUUUGAAGAACGACUUCGAGCAAUUGAAUCAACAUGGCGAUGUGUUGCGAGACAAAAAGAUCUUUUUGGAGUCUAUAAUGCAUCGUAUGACCAUGCAUGUAAAAACCAAUACGAAAAGAGCAGUCCCAGAUGGCGACAUUGAUGUCGACAGCGACGGCGAGACCCCGUCACCCGAAAAGUACGACCCGGAAGCCGAGGGCAUGGACACCAAUCCUGGGGCAGAAUUCGUGAGCGACUUCAACAAUCGCUUUGUUAUCCAUAACAUGCAGCUGAAGUGGAAUAAUAUGUUACGGAACAUCAUCCUCCGAUAUAUCCAUCAAGUCAGUCAAAGACGUGGCUUUGUAUACUAUCUUUCAAGACGCGCCGUUAAGUUCAUUCUGGAUAUUGUUGAAGAGCAAAAUAAGGGGAAGGCAGCUGCAAAGCCGGGCACAAAUACACAAGCCGAAAAUUCCGCAACAGCAAGUUCCCCUACCGCACUUCAGGGUGAAGAUGUUGCGUCUCAAGACAUCGAGGAUCGUAUAAGAGAAAUUCUUGCCGAUGGAAAGAGUUUCGUCACUGUAGAUGAUCCUCAGACUCAGGAAACAAGUGAGAGAGUCUCUCACGAGCAGUUGGAUGCGAACAUUGCUGGCGACUUCAUGGCUCAGAGCAGCUAUCACCUGCGGCUCAUUGCGCCUCAAAUCCAGCUUCAAAGUGAGAAGAAUCCUAAAGCAGUCGUCUUGGUCACAGCAAAGGGAAUGGAACUGAAGGUUAUCGAAGUCAUGGAUAAGGAUCGCAUCUUCGAUGAUGUGAGUGGUCUUGUGCAACGGCGCUUCGCGGUUGAAAUGGACAGCACACAAUUCUUUGUCACCCAUCAAAAAUGGUUCUCUUCACAACUGCUUUCUAUGUACUCCGGAAAUCAUUACGGCGUCCCCGCAGGAUCUGCUUGGCCGCCUUGGGUGCCUAUGGAAGUCAUGUUUGAUUUCCAAGUUGACCCCUUUGGCUUCAAGCGCGUUGUGCAGAAAACGUCAGCCAGUUUGCGCUACGACAAGUACAAUACUUUACGACUUAAAUACAAUGACGAGAUCAGCGCGGACGGGAACCAUGCUGCGAGCCCCAAUAAUGUGGAGAGCCGGAUGGACCACCUCUGGGUUGAGUUUCCCCAGGUUCGUGCCAUUUGUAACUCAGCCCAGUAUUAUGCAAUGUAUAUCAUUGUGCUGGAUCUCCUCAUGUACAGUGAACCAUUGGAGAAGACCAGAACUGAACGCCUGGAGAAGAUCAUGCUUGCUUCGGAUUUCAGCGAUCUCCGAGGUGCUCCAGAGAUGGUUAUCCGUCUGCAAGAACGGAUCCGACAACUGGAUGAAAUCAAAACACAAUUCCAAAUCAACUCCAAGUACCUGGACAAACAAGGUUGGGAAGACAGGCUUGCGCUUGACAAAGACUUGACAAGCUGCGAAGACGAAUUGUUUUUCAUGAUGAAAGCUAUUACAACUUCUCAGAGAAAGUAUGACGGAUCCCAGUCGAGUGGUUUGUUGAGGUGGAAUAUCUCAUCUCAGCAGAUUGUUUGGCAUCUGAUCCGAGAUAACCACGAGCCGCUGAUGGAAUUCCAACUUCAAAAAGCUGAGUAUGAUCGGACCGAUAACUCUGACGGAUCGCAUAUCAACCUGAUGCAAAUUGGCAAGAUCGUGGGACUCAAUCUCUUACCCGACGCGAUCUAUCCUGAAAUGUUUGCUCCGUACACAGAUGCUGAGCGAGGCGCUUUCAAUGAAGGAGGCAAUCAGUAUAUGUUGAGAGUAUACUGGUACAUGCUUGAGGCGAUUGCCGGAAUUCCGGUGAUGGAUCACUUUGAAGUCAACCUCUUCCCAAUGAAAAUCCAGCUUGAGCGUGAGGUUGGAAAGAGGCUCUUCGACUAUAUGUUUCCUGGUUCAAGCGACUCGAAGACCAAGUCGCCCUUUAUGGUCAAGAACAUGCAGCCUGUUGAAAACGAUGAAGAGGGUGAGGCGGACACGGGGAACUCAAGUCAAUUGACCAUCUCUGGCACAGAGAAACGCGGGUCUGCUUCUAGCACUAGAGCAGGCUCCUUAGAACUCCGGUUGCACCCGACGAUGACCUCGGAAGCUCGGCCUAAAACUGCAGUCUCGCAAAAGACAAAGUCUUCCCCUGGGAUGGAAGGUCAUCAUUUCCGCUUGUUCCAAUCGAAUGGCAAAAGCUCGUCGAGCUCACGCUUCUCCUCGACAAAGACACUAGGGAAGAAGGCGUCCGCAGAAAGCUUGCAGUCUAGCAUUGGUUCACGUCCAACUCUAGGUCGAGCGUCGACAAUCAACUCGCUGCAGGAUUCUCAGUCUGUGAACAGCGAAACUAAAUCUAAGAGAUUUGGAAUUCAUCGAAACAGCCACAAGAAAAAAGAGCAGCCUUCUGAUGAUUUGACAAAGAUGAUGUCUCGGGCUUCGGAAUAUAUGACUUUGGCCUAUGUCAAGAUACCGUCCGUGGUCUUGUGCCUUUCUUAUAAAGGAAAAGGGGAUCGCAACAUCGAAGAUGUUCAUGAUUUCGUGUUCAAGUUACCUACCAUUGAAUAUCGGAACAAAACAUGGUCAAACCUGGACCUUGCUCAAACUAUCAAAAAGGACGUCAUAAGGGCCUUGAUUUCCCACACGGGGGCAAUCAUCGGCAACAAGUUCUCGAAACACCGCCCUAGCACAGCUCAGCAGAAUCGCCUACGGGAACUUGCCACAAGCUCAGUCGUGUUAGCCUCAUCCGCUUUAGACACUUCCCGAGACAACAGCGAUAGGUCCAGUUCAGUCACUCGCUCUGAUCGAUCCAGAAGCCCGCGGCGCUCCUUCGCAAGUGAAAACCAAUUGACCCGCACUCCCAGCGCGACCUCAAGUGUCGUUUCUUUGCCAGCUCCUGGCCAAAACCAGAAGCAUCUCCCGAUGGGCUUGAUGAUGACUCCAGCAAAUCAAAAGCAGCGGCCUGGCAGCAUCACCGAUAGCGAGACCACUCGCUCAAGAAGUAUCAUCAAUGGGCUCGAUUUCGUCCAUCGGUUGAAGAAGAAGGAUAAAGACGACUCAUCGCCGCCAUCAUCCAAUGGGCAGGAUGAUAGCGAAGAGUCAUCGAGGAGAAAGAGCAAGUCUUUGAAGACGAUACUUAGCGGGAUGACUUCAUAAGGGGACGGUGUUGAAUCAAGUUCAUUUUGUAAGAUAAAUGGCCCCAGGGCCACGUUUGGGGGGAGAUCUUCCGGUAGAGCAUAGCAUUAGUUGGCGUUGCCGAGGAUGGAGCGGAUACGUCCUUAAUUGGAUCAUAUUUUUGUUGGUUAUAUGCGGUAGGCAACACAGUAUAUAGCUUUCUUUUCAGUCGUGUCGUAGAAGCGAGAAAUAUAAAAAGUUGUCAGAAGAGGUUGAG
Hyaloscypha bicolor E is the source of this 9441-nucleotide messenger RNA. RefSeq lists its product as uncharacterized. The coding region runs from base 441 to 9206 and encodes 2921 amino acids. The transcript has 2 exons. NCBI's taxonomy places the organism in Eukaryota, Fungi, Ascomycota, Leotiomycetes, Helotiales, Hyaloscyphaceae. The record is from RefSeq and is a predicted model, not a curated record.